AUGCACGGGGUGGGGAGAGGAGAAGUGAAGGUGCAGGUGGAAGACGGCAACAUACUGCAGAUCAGCGGUGAGAGGAUUAAGGAAGUGGUGGAUACGAACGACAAGUGGCACCGUGUGGACCGUCAGAGAGGGAGCUUCGUCAGGCGGUUCCGGCUACCGGAGAAUGCUAAGGUGGACGACAUCAAGUGCAGGUUGGAGAAUGAAGUGUUGACGGUGGAGGUACCGAAGACGGAGACGCAGGAGGCUCCGAGGGAUGUUAGAUAUAUAGGUAUAGCUUAG
Ilex paraguariensis (yerba mate) is the source of this 279-nucleotide messenger RNA. NCBI's taxonomy places the organism in Eukaryota, Viridiplantae, Streptophyta, Magnoliopsida, Aquifoliales, Aquifoliaceae. The record is from the annotation of a GenBank genome assembly.